Molecule: messenger RNA, 1257 nt
Organism: Drosophila eugracilis
Lineage: Eukaryota; Metazoa; Arthropoda; Insecta; Diptera; Drosophilidae
Gene: Hao
Product: peroxisomal (S)-2-hydroxy-acid oxidase GLO5
Exons: 2
Coding region: 74-1174 (366 amino acids)
Molecular function (GO): oxidoreductase activity; FMN binding
Source: RefSeq, a predicted model, not a curated record
UCGAGUCUGGGAGGUGCGACGAAAGGUUUUGCCAAACAUUUAUAUAUUUCCAUUCUCCUGUUACGUAACAGACAUGGCUUUGGUGUGCGUGGAGGACUUUGAAACGAAGGCAGCUGGCCAGCUGGAGAAGAAUGCUCUGGAUUACUACCGCAGCGGUGCCGGUGAGCAGUUUACUCUGGGGCAGAAUCGUGAGGCUUUUCGCCGGCUGCGUUUACGUCCUCGCUGCCUGAGAGAUGUCUCUCGCUUGGACAUUGGCUGCACGAUCUUCGGUGAAAAGAUGAAAUGGCCACUGGGCAUUGCUCCCACUGCGAUGCAGAAGAUGGCCCAUCCGGAUGGUGAAACUGGCAAUGCUAGGGCGGCAGGACAAGCUGGUUCCAUCUUUAUUCUCAGCACGUUAUCCACAACUUCGAUCGAAGACUUGGCAGCCGGAGCUCCGGACACGAUUAAGUGGUUUCAGCUAUACAUCUACAAGGAUCGUACCAUAACAGAAAAACUGGUGCGCCGUGCCGAGAAAGCGAGCUUCAAAGCCCUCGUCUUGACUAUCGAUGCCCCCAUCUUUGGACAUCGACGUGCCGAUGUGCGCAACAACUUCAGCCUGCCAUCGCACCUAACACUGGCCAAUUUCCAGGGCGUGAAGGCCACUGGAGUGGGCAAUGCCACCAUGGGCGCCUCUGGCAUCAAUGAGUACGUUUCCAGCCAAUUUGAUCCCACCAUCACUUGGAAAGACAUCUCUUGGCUUAAGAGUAUCACCCAUUUGCCUAUUGUGGUGAAGGGAGUUCUCACUGCCGAGGAUGCUGUGUUGGCCAGGGAGUUUGGAUGCGCUGGACUUAUCGUUUCCAAUCACGGAGCUCGUCAGAUUGAUACAGUUCCUGCCUCGAUUGAGGCUUUGCCGGAGAUUGUUAAAGCCGUUGGUGAAGAUCUAGUGGUUAUGCUUGACGGAGGCAUUAUGCAGGGCAAUGAUAUUUUCAAGGCUCUGGCUCUUGGAGCAAAGACUGUAUUUGUGGGUCGUCCGGCUGUUUGGGGACUAGCCUAUAACGGCCAGAAGGGUGUGGAAGAGAUGCUAAGUGUGCUGAAAAAAGAUUUUGAGAUCACCAUGGCCCUGAUCGGAUGCCAAAGCCUAAAGGACAUCACAUCAUCGAUGGUGGUCCAUGAGAAGCAAUACUCCAAGCUAUAAGCCCGGAACCCUUUAGGAUAUAUUAAACAUUUUAAUCUUUCUAUAAGCCUAUUAAAAACGUCAAUAAAGAUAAACUAAAAAAA